UGGCAAACUAGAGUGAUUUGAAGUUUCUCCUGGAGGACUGGAAUCAUUUUCUGCCAGGACCGAGGACAGCACUCAGAUAGCAGACCGGCCGCUGGGAACGAUCUGGAUCAUGAAGGCCACGCAGUUGGAGAAGCCCACGUUCAAAAGGCGUGCUACAUUCACAAUUUUCUUCGCGUGCAUUGCCACGGUUUUUCUGUCAAUCUACUUGGACGAAAAGAGGGUUUUAUGGGGAAACGUACUUCCACUGACCCAGAAUGAAGAGGACCCUACCAAGUCAUUACAUCAGGAAAAAAAUGGAACUGCUACUCUAACAGAAGACGACUUCUGCAAGUUCCGUGCUCUUUCACAUAAAGAAGAAGUUGAAGAGCGUGUGCUACUAGAAUCUUAUGCUUGGCCUCAAACUCCAUCAUUACCUGAUCCAUUUUCCAUCCAACAAACCAGCAGCCCUGCUGGCAGCUCAUUUACCAUUUUGCCCAGACAUGGAGAGCAACUGUGGCAUGUCGGUGACCAACUUGAAGUUAUGAUAAACAUGCUGGAUUUUCAAGGAAAUCCUAAAACCACAGGAGGUGACUUUUUAAUAGCUCGACUCCACAACCCAGUUCUACUCGCUGGUGUUGCUGGGCGGGUUGUCGAUCAUCUCAACGGCUCCUACUCUGCUGUGUUUCCGCUUCUCUGGGAUGGAAAGGCAGCCGUCGAGGUGAAACUGGUCCAUCCUAGCGAAGCCAUCACAGUGCUGUGCAGAGUUGCCAGAGAACUGCCAGACCGAGUGAACUUCAGAGGUGUUUUCCGUAAAGGCAGAGUCUCUGAAACAACAGUGUGCAAUGUUUGCCUGCGUCCCACUGAGGGGCCCGUAUGUGACUUCACUGACGUCAGGACCGGUGAGACCUGGUUCUGCUACAAGCCGAAGAAGCUGGACUGCAGUGAUAGAAUACUUCACAACAAGAUGGCAUUUGCAGAGCAAUUUGGUCUCAAUGAGAAGGUGCUGUUUCAAAGUGGGACCAACCUGAAAGUGGCUGUACCUGCGUCAGGGCCCGAGAGUGUGAACGUGUUGCCUGUGAAAAGAGAUACAAAAGACCAAAGUCUGGAUUUAGGAAUGUCUGGAUUUUAUUACCAAGGCCUUUGGAAAUCUUUGAGUGGAACCCCAACUCGACAUUUUGACACGCCGGUUUCCAUCAGCCAGUGUCUGCAGGGAAAAGUGCUCCACCUGUUUGGGGACUCUACCAUUAGGCAGUGGUACACAUACUUCAUCGAAAAAGUACCAGGGCUGAAGCAGUUUGACUUGCACACAAGUCAGUUUACAGGACCUCUGCUGGCCUUGGAUUAUCAAAGGAACAUCAUGGUGAAGUUCAGUAUCCACGGGCCGCCCAUCAACUUCCCCAACAUCCCUGUUGCUCAGCUUCACUACAUCGCGAAUGAACUGGAUGAAAUUGUCGGGGGACCAAACACAGUUGUGGUUAUUGGUGUCUGGGGUCACCUUGGAGCGUUCCCCAUAAGGAUUUACAUCCGACGUCUGCAAAGCAUCCGCCAGGCUGUGAUUCGACUGCUCACCAGAUCCCCGAAAACAACAGUUGUCAUUCGGACAGCGAACUUUAAGAGCCAGACGCCUUUAGUAACAUGGGUAGGAAGUGACUGGUACUCAGUGGAGCGGGACAAGAUCCUCAGGGCUAUGUUCAAGCAUGUGAAUGUCCGCUGGGUGGAUGCCUGGGAGAUGACCUUGGCUCACUAUCUUCAACAUGACCUUCAUCCUCAAGCCCCCAUCGUCAAAAAUAUGAUUGACGUCCUGUUAUCCUACGUUUGUCCUCUGAGGCGAUAUGGCCGACGCAGAAUGUAAAAUCAACUUCCUGUCUCGAGUCAUGAAACCCUGAAACAGCAGGUAAUGCCACUAGAGGACAGUCUGAAAGAGCCUGCAGUGGACAGCUGUGCUGUAAGGCAUUCCAAUCCAUUACCAAGCAACAUUUAGAGAGAUGUGAUUCAUGAAGGGGGAUCAUGAGGGUACUUCAAUGCCAGGUGGACCUUUGUGUCCAAUGUUGAGGCAGAAGUUUUGCCUCGCUGCGAUAAGCUGAUGCCUUGGACCCAAAUCCAACUUGCUCAGACGUCCUCCGUGACACAUGCAAUGUCCCUCACUGGCAGUUGACUUUUGAAGGCACCUUUAAGAACCAAUAGUUGAUAAACCCCAGGUUGUUGUUGAUGUGCACCUGUCAUAUGAUAGCACAAAGAUUCCAAUUUGAAAUGGAGGGUCAAUUAAUAGAUGCAUGAAUGAUCGACUUUAUUAUUUUUUUUUUUUUAAGGGAAAUCACUCUUUGAGUGUGACACUGAAUUCAAGCCUCAGGUAUCACUAAUCACUAAUUGUGUUUAGGAAAGUCACUUCAUGUUGAUGUUCAUUGUUUUGUUCUCCUUCGAGGUAAAUACGACCACUGUUUGGACAUGUUUCUUUCCUCCAUUCUUUUUAGUAAACCCUGGCAAAUGGGGAGGAUAAAGGUAUAUCACAAAAUGCAAGUAGUUCUGUCAUGUUUAUAUGAGUUUACAUGUAAUUUUAUUCAGUGAAUAAAAGAAGCAAUGCGGACACAGCGAGAGGAAGAUACACGCACUGCAAAAACACUCAUACAUAUGAACUGUACUUGAAACAAGUAAGAAAUUAUUUGUCCAAGCAGCAAUUUAUAUACAUUUUAAUCAUUUCACGUGAUCACCCACAAGACAGGCUAUUUCCCAUAAAACCACCAUGCACCGAGUGACACCACAAUGUAUACUGUAUGCAUAAUACAUAUCUAUAAAAGGUGCUUCAAGUUCUUCAAUAUCCAGCGCCAUCAAAUAUGUAAUUUCACUCUCAUUUACUUAUCUUCACUAUCAAACAUCUGUUUACUUCAUAUACUGCAGAUUACCCAAAUAUUCCACACAUAUUUUUAUUAUAUUCAAUACAAAUUACCUUAGCAUAUAAUUAUC
Synchiropus splendidus (mandarinfish) is the source of this 2940-nucleotide messenger RNA. Its product is annotated as NXPE family member 3-like. The coding region runs from base 110 to 1831 and encodes 573 amino acids. The record is from RefSeq and is a predicted model, not a curated record. The transcript is spliced from 7 exons. Lineage: Eukaryota; Metazoa; Chordata; Actinopteri; Syngnathiformes; Callionymidae.